Melanotaenia boesemani (Boeseman's rainbowfish) is the source of this 4094-nucleotide messenger RNA. RefSeq names its product seizure related 6 homolog (mouse)-like 2 (gene sez6l2). Bases 136 to 2811 code for a protein of 891 amino acids. Gene Ontology annotation, biological process: synapse maturation. Gene Ontology annotation, cellular component: neuronal cell body; endoplasmic reticulum. The transcript has 19 exons. NCBI's taxonomy places the organism in Eukaryota, Metazoa, Chordata, Actinopteri, Atheriniformes, Melanotaeniidae. The record is from RefSeq and is a predicted model, not a curated record.
CACGGUAACCACAGCUAGGGGCACCUCACCAGCACAAACCCCGCCGUGUUUUCGGCCCAAAGUAACAGGAUACCCGCCAAGAUAAAGACAGUGCACGCAGUCUGGAGAGCAGGUCCUUCAGUUUAAUCCAAAACCAUGGGGUUUGCACACCUUGCUGUGAUGCUGUCUGUCAGCAUGAUCCACGUAGUUUCAGGUAUGAGCUUUAUGACUCCUGAGCCUGAUACACCACCGACACCAUCCCCAGACUCAUAUCCCCUGGGUGACUUAAUCCAUGCUGCCCUGCAGAGUAAGGAAUACUUAGGACAGGCUUCUGCAGAUACAGGUACCACCACCAAUCCGACACAGGCUGUGCCUGGACUUGGGCAGACCGAGUCAACAGCGACAGCCAUAUCACCAGGGCUUCUCACCACAGCUUUAACGUCCUCUUUGGCUGCUGGUCAAGCGGGCUUGAGGAAUCCCAUGUCCUCACUGCCCAUGGAAGAGGAGACAACCACCACUCUGAUUACCACAACCACCAUAACCACAAUGCACAUGCCAGUACAAUGCAAUGCCACUCUGUCAGCAAUGGAGGAUGUUGUUGAGUCACCAGAUCCAGCAUCAUCAUCUUCGUUUUCCCCUCUGGAGUGCACCUACAGCAUUACUGUGUAUCCAGGUUAUGGUGUGGAAAUUCAGGUGAGGAAGACUAAUCUCUCAAAGGAAGAGUCUCUGAUGGUAAUGGGUCAUGGAGGUUCAACACCAGAGCUGUUAGCCAAUGAGACCCUGAUGAAAGAGGGUCAGGUGAUCCGCAGCACCACCAAUCAGGUCUACAUUUAUUAUCGCAGUCUCCGACAGUCCAAUCAUGGCACGUUCAGCCUCCACUAUCAAGCCUUUCUGCUGUCCUGCCCAUUCCCCAAGUCGCCUGAAGGUGGCGGAGUGACAGUGACGGACAUUCAUCCUGGAGGGCAAGCACACUUCCACUGUGAUCCUGGUUUCCAGAUUCGAGGUCAUGAGGUGGCAACAUGUGUCAACACAACUCAGCCACGCUGGAGCACUCCUGUGCCUCAGUGUGUUGUUGUGUCUUGUGGAGGGUGGAUCCGUAAUGCCACUGUGGGAAGGAUCCUGUCACCACCCCCUCCAUCUGUCAGCAACCACAGUAAUGGAAAUAAUCUGAGCUGCCACUGGUUAAUAGAAGCCAAAGAGGGACACAGACUCCACUUACACUUUGAGAGGAUUGCACUGGAUGAAGAUGAUGAUAAGUUAAUUGUGCGAAGUGGAAACAGUUCCCUGUCCUCGCCGCUCUUUGACUCAGAUUUAGACGAUGUCCCAGAACGUGGGCUGCUGAGUGAGAGCUCCACAUUGUACCUGGAGCUCACAGCUGAUUCUUCCUCCAUUCCUCUGCUGCUGGCGUUGCGAUAUGAGGCUUUUGAUGAUGAGCAUUGCUGGGAACCCUACAUGCCUCAUGGGAAUUUCAGCAGCAGCGACAUCACAUAUCAGCUGGGCACCACUGUUACCUUCACCUGUUCUCCAGGCUUUGUCAUGGAGCAGGGCUCAGCAACUAUCGAGUGCGUCGAUCCCAGUAACCCCCACUGGAACGACAGUGAGCCGGUGUGCAAAGCUCUGUGUGGAGGGGAGCUGACUGAGCCCUCGGGAACUAUCCUGUCGCCUGAUUGGCCACAGAGCUACUCAAAGGGACUAGAUUGUGUAUGGCAGAUCCAUGGUAAUGAGGAGAAGCGCAAUGAACUGGAUGUCCAGAUUCUAAAUAUCCGCCACACCGAUGUGCUGACAGUUUUUGACGGCCGUGAUCUCACGUCGCAUGUGAUCGGCCAGUACCUGGGGUCCAGAGAGCGUUUCCAGGUUGUGUCCGGGGGGUCAGAGGUCACCAUUCAGUUUCAGAGCGAUCCAGAUGACUCCAGUUUCAUCCUGAGUCAAGGAUUCCUUAUUCAUUAUCAUGAGGUGGAGCCUAAUGACACCUGCCCCACCCUCCCUCAAAUUGAGUUUGGUUGGAUUAGUUCAUCUCACUCCUCUCCUGUGAGAGGCAGUGUCCUGACCUAUCAAUGCCAACCGGGAUAUGACAUCAGCGGAUCAGACAUCAUCACCUGCCAGUGGGACCUGUCCUGGAGCAGCAGUCCACCUACUUGUGUUAAAGUCCAGCAGUGUCCUGAUCCAGGAGAGGUUGUGAACGGAGCGCGCUCUGUACGCCCUGAAACAGGUUUUGCGGUUGGCACAGUUGUGCGUUUCUCUUGUAACCAGGGUUAUCAGCUGGAGGGUCCUAGUCAAAUCUCCUGCCAUGGACGAGAUACCGGUACUCCCAAAUGGAGUGAACGUAGCCCCAAGUGUGUCUUAAAAUAUGACCCAUGCCCAAACCCUGGGGUCCCUGACAAUGGCUACCAAACAUUGUACAAGCACAGCUACCAGGCCGGAGAAAGUCUGCGCUUCUUCUGCUAUGAGGGCUAUGAACUUAUCGGAGAGGUCAUCAUCAAGUGUGUUCCCGGCCAUCCUUCUCAGUGGAACAGCCCACCCCCCUUUUGCAAAGUGGCAUAUGAAGAGCUUUUGGAUGAUCACAAAUCAGAAGUGUCCGAGUCUUUUGAGCCAUCCCACCAGAUCCUGAGUGAGAAUAUCGCUUUGGCAAUAAUUCUGCCAAUCAUCCUGGUCAUUCUUCUGAUUGGAGGAAUUUACAUGUACUAUACAAACAUUUGCAGACUAGAAUGGAAGCCUCUCUUCUGGAAGUCUCUUUCUCACACACACUCCUACAGUCCCAUCACAGUCGAAUCUGAUUUCAACAACCCCCUUUAUGAAGCAGGGGAUACACGGGAGUAUGAAGUGUCCAUUUAAAGAAGACAAUGUCUGGGUGAGAGUUGAAAACCACAGAAAGAUUCAGUUCUUGAGGAAAACCAAUUAUUUUGUACAAAACGGCCUCACUCCCCAUUUAUCGUUCUUUUUUUUUUAUUUUGUUUGAGUUUUACCAUCUCUUUAGAUCUGGUUUAUAGUUGUGGAAGUGUUUUAUUUGGAUUUAUUGCACUGAUAUAGUGAUGUGCCAAAUGUGAGUCCUACUUAAUGGUCCAACUUACUGUAUCAUCAGGACUGGUGCCUUAUGAAGGGUAAGAAAUUGACAUCAAAGAGAAAAAAAUUAGUAUGAGGGAAGAACAGGUGACAUAAAAUGUCUGAAGGGAAACUGAUUUAUUUAUUUCAUGUCAUUACGAGGCCAAAACAUUAGAAAGCAUGGCAAUACUUUAUUUGUAACAAUCAAAAGUUACAGCCAUUACUAUAUAUAGUACAUGGUGAAUGUUUCGCUUUAAUUUCUGAAGUGGCUCUUGGUAUGUUUUGCAAAGUGUCAUGGUAUAGAAGAAGAAUGCUUUAUUUCAGUCAUGAGAAAACAUUUUGAAACCAGCCGACAUUUUCUUCUCUUUUACUUUUUCUCACAGUGUGCAACACAUUUACACAAAUUGAAUGUAAAUAUCUGACUUAAUAUUGGCUGAGGUUGAUAUAUAUAUUCCUAAUUAUAUAUAAAUAUAUGUAUAUUGGCCUCAAAUAUAUGUACACUUAUACAUGGUGGCGGGAGGUUGUAUCUUUUCAUUAUAUACAUAUAAUGAAAAUUCAGUGCCAAAAUAUGUUAAAUUAUUUAAUGUCCCUAAAUGUUUCAUCUGAUGUUGAACUAGUGUUUACAAAAGCAGUGUUUAUUUUAUUCUUUGCUGUUUCUGCAGUCAUCACCAUCACUAAUGUCACACCACACACUGUAUAAGAAAAGGUGAGGACAUGAAUGUCAUUACGCUUCGAGCAUGCAUUGAUUGUAAAUUAUAUUGCUUAUGCUCAAUCUAUCCGUUAUCAUUAUAGUUACUGACAGUUGUCAUUGUUAAUAAAUUUGAUGUUGUAUGCACUAUGUUGAUGAAAAAUUUCAAAUCUGGCUGCUUGCUGUGAUGCAUUAUGUAUUUAUUUAUAAAUGAUUGUUUGAACAGUGAAUGUGGUAUCAUUCACUGUGCCAAAUGAAGGAUCUCGGAGACUAUUGCUUUGUAGGCCUAAUUCUUCUCUUCCCAUCAGUAGCAUUUAUUUGCUUUACAAACCUUUUUGAAGCCAGCAAAUCAUUUGCUGAAUUUAAAAUAAAGUCUCUGUUAAAUGUU